Messenger RNA from Schistosoma turkestanicum, 1465 nucleotides. The record is from the annotation of a GenBank genome assembly. Lineage: Eukaryota; Metazoa; Platyhelminthes; Trematoda; Strigeidida; Schistosomatidae.
CAGAAAAUUUAAUUGCAAAAAAUAUGUUAGAAUGCAUAUAAUAUAUGUUUUUUGCAUACCACAAAAUGCUUAUUAUCCAGUGAUUAUUGGCUGGUGUUUAUAUUACUCAUAUAUGGCUUGUUUUAUUGGUUUACCCAAAAGUGAAAUGGAAAGCAAAGAAAGGUUUAACAAUUUUGCCAGGGAUUCAUAUUGGCCUGUUCUAACACAAUGUUUGAGUGUAAUUAUGGCAGCAGCUUGUAUAUUUGGCGGCAUAAAAUGGAUUGAAAAAGCAAACAAUAUACUUGUUCCUUUUCUACUAAUAAUAGUCAUGUUUACAUUUGGGUGGUCGCUGACGCGAACAUAUGCAGAAGUAGGAAUAAAAUUCCUAUUCACACCUACAUGGAGUAGUUUAAAAGAUCCUGAAAUGUGGAUUGCUGCGGCAAGUCAGAAUGCUUUUGAUACGGGUGCUGGUAUUGGAGCAUUAGCUACAUUUGCAGCAUUUAUGAGUAGGCAACGAGGAGCGGUACGUUAUGGUACAAUUAUUCCAAUGUUAAAUAAUUUAGUCAGUUUCAUAAGUUCAAUUACAGUAUUUUCCACGGUGUUUUCUACACUGAUAUUAAACACACCUACACUAACACGUUUAGGGAUUGUAAAGAUUAUGCAACAAACUGGACCUGGUAGUACCGGAUUAACAUUCAUUUGGUUUCCAGUUUUAUUUGAAAGUUUGGGCGUCUUCGGAAGAAUAUUGUGUCUAUUAUUUUUUGUCUGUCUCACAGUUGCUGGUUUGAGCACUACUAUUUCAGAUUUAGAAGUUUAUACAAUGGUACUAGAUGACUGUGGUGUUAAUCACAAGAAGUCCGUUGCGAUAGCUUUAACAGCAAAUAUAUUGGUUGGACUUCCGUCAGCUUUAAAUCUCAACAUUUUGGCAAAUCAAGAUAAUGUAUGGGGUAUUGCAUUGUUAAUAUCAGGUGUAUUGAUGGCCGGUUUGGUUAUUCGGUACGGACCAAUGAAAUAUCGUCGAUGCAUAGUUAAUGAAUUUGGUCUAGGCGAUUGGAAUUUACCAAAAGUAUGGAUAUUUAUGAUAACUAUUCUUGUGCCAUUACAAGGAAUAAUUCUAAUUACUUGGUGGAUUUAUGAUAUGAUUACGAGUGAUUUAUAUUGGUAUAUGUUCACAUAUGAAUCUGUUACAGCGUUGUGUGUUGAGUGGAUGAUUUUGUUAUCCUCAUUGAUUGGAAUUAACCUAAUUGCACUGUGGAGAAAAUGGUCAAUAUUUCCUGUUGCUAAGACAUAUGGAAACAAUCCUUACGAGCUAGACUUUUUGAAAGAUUGCACUAACCUAUAAUUUUUAUAGUAGUAAAUUAGUUAAUAGAAGUAUAUUUUUUUAAAUAAAAAUAUUGUUAGAAUUAAAACUUUUAGAGCUUUGUAAGCUGAAUUUUCAAAAAAAAAUUUGUAAAGAAAGUAGAAAUUUUUGUGUCAAAAAUAAAUU